This is a messenger RNA of Effrenium voratum, 3039 nucleotides long. Lineage: Eukaryota; Dinophyceae; Suessiales; Symbiodiniaceae. The record is from the annotation of a GenBank genome assembly.
AUGGCGGCCGGCGCGCGGGCGGCCGCCUGGCGACACGCCCUGCAGCUCUUGCAGGUCGCCACCUGUCGGCGCUUGCAGCCCACACUGCCCUCGUUUCUGGCGUUGAUGGAGGCGCACAGCACCUCUUGGCCUCGAGCGCUGCACCUCAUGGAAGGAGAAAACAUGAGGGCGCCGCUGAUGGGAAAGAUGAACGGGAGAGACAUGCCCUGGGAAAAUGCGUUCGCCCUGGUCCGCACCUCACAGCAGCAAGCGCCGUCACUUUCGCGGGACUGGCCACUGCCGGUGGGGCCUUGGCAGCGGGUUUGCCUGGUGACUGCGGAAAGCGCAGAUGAAGGUCGGCGCGGCUUCUUCAGCUGCUUGGCGGCGGACCAGCUGCCGGCGGCGGCCAACUUGCUGCGCCUCGGCGUCGAGCCGCCAUUGGCGCUGCGGGGGGCGCUCUUGGCGCGCUAUGAGGCGAAGGGCCUUUGGAAGCCGGCUCUGGCGCUGAUCCAGGAGUGGCCCCAGGGUGAUGCCAAGAUGUACAACUCCCUGUCCUGCCUCCUCCCCUGGCGCCACGCCCUCUGCGCCGAUUUCGAUUUCUCCGCGCCCUCGGUGCUGCCGCGGCUGCGCUGGGCCCAAGGUCUGGCGCUGCUGGCGCGCCUGGCGGCCCAUGGCACGCGCCCUGCGGCAGCCGACUGGGAUGCCGCCAGGAGCACUCAGCCCUGGUUCUUCGCGGUGUCGUUGGCGCGUUUGCACGGUCUGGGCGCGGGACUGCGGAGCUGCCGGCGGGACCAACGCUGGCAGAGCGGCACAAAGCUCCUGGCCCAAGCCGCUCAAGGCGCCUUGGUGCCCAACGCAAUCUGCUGCAGCACAGCUAUUGCCGCGGUGCAGGAGUUUCGGCACUGGGAGUGGGCCACAGAGAUGCUUCACGCUUGGAGAGCGCGUGGGUUCGAAGCGAACGAGCACUGCUUCAACGCGAUGAUCAGCUCCUGUGACAAGGCCCGCGCCUGGCCUCAAGCCCUGCAAGCCAUGCUGGUGAUGCGCCUUGUCCGGCUGGCGCCGGACGAGUACAGCUUUGCGGCCACCAGCUCGGGCUGUGAGAAAGCGGGUCGCUGGAGAUGGGCGCUGCACGUGUCGCCUUCCGGGAGUGAGGCGGGGCGGACGGCGGCACUCAGGGCGUGCGCGCAGUGCGGCAUGUGGCGCUCGGCCUUGGAUCUCUUUGCAGAUUUGUCCACGACGGCCGUGGUCCUUGUGGACCCCUUGUUGCGGGCCAUUUCAGCGGCAGCAACGGCCUUGUCUUCUUGGAAGCUGCGGGAAUGGUUGCGGCAAGUGGAGCUAGAGGCUGCACGCCUUUGCGAGAACCCCCGCUCCGGCACCUUUCUCGGCGGCCGAAAAGCCGAGCGCGCUCGACUCAUGGCCCUGGAGCUGUUGAGGGACGAGGGCCACCUCUCGGCGGAGCUGCUGCUGCGCUGCCGAAGGUACGCUCCUCUUCCAACAGCCCCGCCCGCUUUGCCAGCCUUUUGGUGCCCCAGCGCCGCACAUUGGGCGAGGCGCCAUGGGUGGACGGCAAACGCGCUGUCCGCGGAGCUUGUAGCGUGCUGGACCUGCAGCGUUUUUGCCGGCGAGGUCGAGGCCAGGGUGGUUGGCCAUGGGGAGGAGGAGGACGGCGCAGCCCCGCUGAAGGCGGUAGCUGUGCAAGGAUGGCAUUGCACCGUGGUGGUCAAAAUUGGCCUGGCUCCGAUGGCGCUAGCCACGGAGGAGUCGGACGCCAGGACGGCCUCGGUGAUUUUCUACGCGAGCCGCCGUUGCCCUUACGUGCAAAGGGUGUGGAUUGGCCUGGAGGAGAAGGCGGUGGAAUACGAGUGGGUAGAGAUUGAUUUGUACCGGAGGGAUGGGAACAGCCACGGUCGGUGGCUGUUACCUUUACAGGAGCUGAAGCAGCAGUAUCCCGCCUUUGUGGCCACCUCUCCGCGCGGCCAGCUUCCGGCGCUAGACCACGGGGGAGAGCAGAUGUACGACUCCACGGUGCUCUUGGAGUACGUCCAUGAGGUCUUUGCGGGGCCGCCACUGCUGCCAAGCUCGCCAUACUCCCGCGCCAAGGUUCGCCUCUGGAGCAAACAUGUGGACCUGCACAUCGUGCCCAACUUUGAUAGGCUCUUGGCAGCUCACGAUCCUGAGACUCGGGCCAUGGCGCGGGAGGACCUGCUGCAGGCCUUGUCUCAGUUCGAGGCUGCCAUGGCACCACUCGCAAAAGGCCCGUUCUUCCUGGGGGACGACUUUUCCAUGGCGGAUUGCGUGCUGGCGCCCUGGUGGCAGCGCAUGUGCACGGUGCUGCGGGCAUAUCGCAAGUUUGAUCCCUCCACCUUCUCAAGGCUUCAAGUGUGGUUCGAGGCGGUGGAGGCGCGGCCCUGCUUUUCCAAAACCGCUAUGGACCCGGAGAAGCUCAUCGAGGAGUUCUCGUAUUGCGCAGACCCCGAUGUGGAGGAGGGCGUGCGCUUCUCCCGACGUGGCCUGCGCAAUGGGAGCCCCGUCGUGGCCACACAUCGGAUGCGGGGCCUGCAGCGCCUGCUGGCGGAAGCCUCCAACUUGCGACAGCUCCAGGCGCUGCUGCAGGAGACCCUCGGCUGUUUCAGCCUUUGCACAGGCCUGGCAGAUGGGCUUGCCAUGUGGCCGGCCUUCGCCCACGCCACCGCCUGGCACCGCUUAGCCAAGCUGAGCGGCGGGAAGGCCACGAAGUUGGAGGUGCAGCGCCUGAACGAGGCUCUGGUCGACAUUGGUGUUGCCAACUUCGACGCCCGAGGCUGCGCCAACGUCCUCUACGCCUGGGCCAAGCUCCGCAACGUGCACGGGCCCUUGGCGGCACUUUGCGCGCAGACCACGAAGCUGAUCUCAGAGUGCAAGGCGCAAGAGCUCUCGAACGUCUUUUAUGCUCUGGGCCUCCUGCGCCAUCGCGAGGCAGCGCUUUUGGCUGCGGCUUGCAAGGAGGCCCGCUCCAGGAGCGGAGUGCUGGAUCAGGCGGUGAGACUUCUUCAUUUGGGCUCCUCCCAAGUGGCGUCAUAG